Messenger RNA from Rubroshorea leprosula, 1685 nucleotides. Lineage: Eukaryota; Viridiplantae; Streptophyta; Magnoliopsida; Malvales; Dipterocarpaceae. The record is from the annotation of a GenBank genome assembly.
GGAACAGCAGUUCAAAGAGACCUGCAAACUUGAUACUGAUUUCUCUACCCAAAAUUGAACUACUAAAACCUCCAUUAGAUUCCCAGCUAAUUCAAUCAAUAAAUUGCUGAGUAUGUCUUACGGUGGUGCGACUGCCAUGACCGGCUCCGCCUCUUCUUCAAUAAGGCAAGUGAAGUUGGAGAUGGAGAGCGAGCUCAGGAUCGAGGUGGGUCACGACUCUGCGCUUCGACUCCGCCUUCUCAAUGGUUCCGCCGAGAUCUUCGGCUCCGAGCUAGCUCCAGGAAUCUGGCUUUCCUUCCCUUCCCGUCUCAAGUUCGCUGUUUUCACGUGGUAUGGAGCUACUAUUGAAAUGGAUGGCUCUACUGAAACUGAUUAUACUGCAGAUGAGACACCUAUGGUCAGUUAUGUGAAUGUGCAUGCUGUACUUGAUGGACGGAGGAGUCGUGCUAAAGCCUCAUCAUCUACAGACUCUGAUGCUUCUCAGGGUCCUAGGGUGAUGGUUGUUGGGCCUACAGAUUCUGGAAAAAGUACCUUAUCAAGGAUGCUUCUAAGUUGGGCAGCUAAACAAGGUUGGAAACCAACCUUUGUGGACUUGGAUAUAGGACAAGGAUCUAUAACCAUUCCAGGAAGUAUUGCUGCUACGCCUAUUGAAUUGCCCAUUGAUCCAGUGGAAGGAGUUCCUCUCGAAAUUCCUCUUGUUUACUUCUAUGGGCACACAACUCCUAGUAACAAUGUAGAUUUGUAUAAAGCACUUGUAAAUGAGCUUGCUCAAGUGUUGGAGAAUCAAUUUGCUCGGAAUGCUGAAUCUCAAGCUGCAGGGACGGUAAUCAAUACAAUGGGGUGGAUAGAAGGUACAGGCUAUGAGUUGCUCCUCCAUGCAAUAGACACGUUCAAGGCCAAUGUUGUCUUGGUUCUGGGUCAGGAAAAACUCUUCAGCAUGCUUAGGUCUGUAGCAAAGAAUAAACCUAAUGUAGACGUUGUGAAACUUCAAAAGUCAGGUGGUGUUGUAUCCAGGAAUGCAAAAGUCCGUCAGAAAGCUCGGAGUUAUAGGAUAAGGGAAUACUUCUAUGGCCUUACAAACGACCUCUCCCCACAUUCCAAUAUUGCAAAUUUCAGUGAUCUGUUCGUCUACCGGAUAGGUGGUGGCCCACAGGCCCCAAGAUCUGCACUGCCAAUUGGUGCAGACCCUGUUGCUAAUCCUUUAAGAGUGACCCCAGUGAAUAUUGACAGCAACUUGCUUCACACAGUCCUUGCUGUUUCAUAUGCCAAGGAGCCUGACCAAAUCUUAUCAAGUAAUGUCGCUGGUUUUAUCUAUAUCACUGAAAUCGACAUUCAAAGGAAGGUAAUUACAUACCUUGCACCAUCAGCCGGAGAACUACCUAGCAAAUACUUGAUUGUGGGCACCAUUACAUGGCUCGAAACGUGAACCACCUUAAUCCAGCACUGAUAAUUUCUGAAUUGCUCGGGAUGGCCUAAUCUUAACUGUACUUCUACUGAGUGUAACCAACAUAGUGGUGAAAACCAGUGUUGUAAUUUAACCAAUUACUAACCUUUGGCUUCAUAAAGUCAUUGUAUUUAACCAAUCAGUACCUUCUGGCAUCAUAAACUCAUUGUAUGCUUCUUUGGUUCUUCCUGUAUAGUAACUCCAUUUACUUAGUUAAUUGACCUGAAAUUUUUUCAUGUUC